UAUGCGUACUGGUUGAAAAUAAGGCGAUGUAUUGAGGGACUAUACAACAUAGACGAGUAGAAAACAGCGGCGGUUGAUGAAUAAAUAAGGUGAUCUGAGUUUGGAAUUAAUAACCAGAGGCUCCCCGGUGUUCGUUCAUCAUGUAACAAGGAGACGGAAUGGACUACAUGGAUCACAAUUGAAUUUUUAAUGUGAGAAACCUGCUGAAAAUACCAUGAUCGUCGCCAGGAAAGCACGUAGAGUGAGCAGUCGACUCUCAUUGAGUCUAUCAUGGGCAUCCGUGUUAUGGACGGCCAUGGCAAUUAUUGUGCUUUAUGUCAUCCAAUACCAAGUUUACCAGAAAUACCAUACAACUAACAACUCAGAAAAAGAAAUUUCAGGCAAAAACUCAAUUAAUGGUUCGAUCUUUGGUCCAAACAAAAGUAAUGAUAAUGAUUCAUUGAGAACAAAGAUGGUGGAUGCGCAACAGCCAAAUAGUUCUUAUCCCCAGGUGAAAGCUAAAAAGCUCUUUGACGAGGGGAAAUGGAACUCAUCCUCUGUUUCUUCUUAUCAUAAACACUUUCCAGUUAACUGUGCAGCCAUAAUACGAGGAGAGCAUCAGUCUAUUACCAUGGCAACAAAGAUGUUGAAAACAAAUGGAAAACAGAUACCAACAGCUGUUGAAGUCAAGAAUUGGACCAGUGACUGUGAGCAUUACCGUAGUCAACGAAGGUAUCCGGUAUUCCCACGAUCAAAGGAAGAAGCAGAGUUUCCAAUCGCAUACAUUAUAGUCACCCACUCAGAAUCCUCACAACUUGAAAGAUUACUCCGUGCCGUAUAUCAGCCACAGAAUGUAUACUGUAUCCAUCCAGAUGCAAAGUCACCUUCAUUAUUUCAGGAUUCUGUUCGAUCCCUAGCUGAAUGCUUGCCAAAUGUUUUCAUUGCCUCAAAGACAGUCAAGGUGAAUUAUGCUCAUUCAAGUCGUCUUCAAGCCGAUAUCAAUUGCAUGUCAGAUCUCCUGCAAAGACCAGAACCUUGGAACUAUGUCUUGAACCUUUGUGCACAAGAUUUUCCACUCAAAACCAAUCUGGAGAUCGUUCAUCAGUUGAAGGCUUUCCAAGGAUAUAAUGACAUCCCUGGUAUCCUAGCACCAGAUUGGUUUGAUCAUCGGACUCGCAUACACCAUGAAUUCCGAAAUAACAUGAUGAUCAAGAUGAAGGAUGUGCCAAAGCCACCACCUCCGCAAGACUUCCGGUUCUUCUUUGGCAAUGCCUACUACGCUGCCACUAAGGAGUUUGUCCACUUUGUCAUCCACAACCAAACAGCUAUUGACCUAUUGAAAUACAGUGAAGACACUUUCAGUCCUGAUGAACACUACUGGGUGACACUCCACAGGAUACCUGGUGUUCCUGGAGGGUACACCAAGUCAUCUUGGAAUAGCAUUGUCAGGUUUGUCCACUGGAAGAACACUUUCAAGACACCUGAAUGUGUUGGUAAAUAUGUGAGAAACAUCUGCAUCUUCGGAGCAGGAUAUGUUCAACAUCUGGCCCAUGCUCGUCACCUCUUUGCAAAUAAGUUCCAAAUGUCAUUUGAUCCCAUUGCUAUUCAAUGUAUGGAACAGUUGUUGGAUUACAGAAAUGCUAACCCAGAGGCUAUCAAAGACUAUGUUUCAGAAUUCCCUGCAACUGAUAUGUUUGGACUGAAUUAACAUUCAUCUUAUGCUACAGUCACCCCAACAAACCAACUCCAGGGUGAUAUAAUGUUAUCUCCUAUGACAUACCAUCGGUCAGUAAGGAGUUAGUUUCACUGAUCAUGCUGUUGUGAUUCACUGUAGCAAAAAAAAAAUCACGUUUACAUUAUAUAUAUUACUUGUAUACAUGUCGGCCUAAUAGUCCAGGAAAAAUAAGGUUUGUCCGCAGACAAAUUGCAAUGGAAUUUUUUUCAACGCAAUGCGUUUUCAUGAAGUCCCCAAAAUGACAUACUAACAGUCCAGAAAAAUCCAUUUAGUGGAAAGAUGUCUAAUUUGCAUAAAUCCAAAAUGGCAGCUACCGUGAGAAAUUUUCAUGAGUAUUGAUAUUAGGACAAACACUGGUCUGAUCAUAGUACUUUUAAAAAAUUAUGAUAAAAGAAUUAAAACUUUCACCAGUGUUAUAUGUUAGCAUAGGCUUCAUUUUGAAAUCAGGAUGUAAGUCAAAUUUGACAUCUGCUGACCUCUAGAGGUCAAUGACCUUAAGGUGAACGACCUCAAAAUAUCAGAAAAUUGAUGUUUUGCAUUAUUAGUUCAUAAUAAAUAUGGUUAUAAUGAAGAAAAAAAUAAUAAUGAUUUUGAAGGUAUCCUGAUAUUGUAGAGAGAAUUUUGUGCAUUAUAAGUUUUGACCUUUGACCCUAGAGAGCAGGAAAAGGUCAAUGACCUUAACAUUUUAGAAUACUGACACUUAGCAUCUCCGAUUUAUGAUAAACAGGCUUCUAGUGUAAAAAUUGCAAUACAAUUAAUUUGAGCACGAUGCAUUUCCAUGAAGUCUCCAAAAUGACAUACUUAAAGUCCAGAAAAUCCAUGCAGUGGAAAGACGUCUAAUUUGCAUAUAUCCAAAGUGAUUUAAAAUGAUUUAUCGUAGUAGUACAAACACUGGUCUGAUCAUAACACUAAAAAUAUGAUUAAAGCAUUAUUGUUUCAUCAGUGUUAUAUUUUAUCAUAGGUUUCAUUUAAAAAUUCGGAUGCAAUUCAGAUUUGACCUGUGCUAAACUCUAGAGGCUAUGACCAAAAGGAUUAUUGACGUCGAAAUAUCAUUUUUUUUAAAUUAUGUUUUGCAUCAUAAUAGUUCGUUAUAAACAUUGUUAGGUUGUGAGAAUAGUUAAUUUUAACUUGUAAGGUCCCUUGAUACAUGAUGAAAUUUGCGAGUAUUAAAAGGUGUGACCUUUAACCCUGAAACUUUCAAUUGUCACUGUAUUUAGAAUAUUAUACUUCAUAGUUUACUGUCCAGCUUCUGCUGAAUAGAACAACCCAGUAUAAGUCACACCAAAGUGAAUAGCUUCCAUGGGACCAGUCAAAUGGAGACUUCACCUGGAUAUUCAUAUUGAAGGAACAAAGAAGAGAAAGGCAGCACGCUUCGGUGACAUCCCUCUGAUUAAAUGAAACAUUUUUAUCGUAUUGGUUAAGAAUGGCUUGUCAGCCUGUUUAAAGAACAAGUCCACCCUAACAAAAAGUUGAUUUGUGUUAAGGAUUCAACCUUCUUCCCCUGUGCUAUCCCCUAUUGUUUUGCACAAUUAAGCCCUGGGACUGAAUAAACCAUUGUUAGGGUCCAGUGCACCCUCCCUGGCUUAACAGGUGGAACAUUUUUGCAUUGGGUGUGUUGCCUUACCAAGCACUUAGGCUUCACUAUCUGCUCAGAAGUCAAACAGGGAGGACCUAUGGGUCUAUCAUUGAUUCAGAAAUGCUGUUGAAAAAUUGAAGUUUUUAGGCUUGAAUUUAGGGCAGAUAGCGCUGCAUUUUCCAUUUCAAAGCAUCAAGAACAUUACUGCUGAGAAUUGAGGCCUUCCUGAUGAUUUCCUGCCUUUAGUCACAGACGUCAAACUAAGUGAAAAUGAUUUUGAUUACUGUUCAUUUUGUAUUUUGAUUGUGUCAUUGAGAAAGUCAAGGUCAUUAAAAGGACCAUUGAAUUUUAAAUAAAUGAGAAGAGUGUCAGUUUAUAAACUAUCUUCAAUUUAAUUAAUAUCAUGUUAAUUAAUAAUUAAUAUGAAGAAGUUGAGUUGGUCCAGGACACAGAUUUAUUUACUUUUUGAAUCUCAGAAAUCGGAAAGGAUUUUCUAAAAAGAAAUGCUUUUAAGGAAGGAGUCAUUUUCUUGUUGUAUGUGAAACAUUUUGAGGACUGAUCAUGCUUAUUAAUCAGUUGUGAAAUUACAAAUGAGUAUUUUGAAAAUUGGAAGACAUUAUUCCUUUGAAUACAGGAAUUAAUCUAGAGAAUUACAUAUAUAAAUAGUGUGAAGAUUUAAAGAUAUUAUUCCUUAGAUUAUUUAUAGUUUACCAGAAUUAAUCUAGGGAAGUAUAUAUAUGAAUCUUGUGAAGAUUUAAGCAUAUUAUUAUUCCUUAGAUUAUUUAUAGUUUGGGUAAUGUUUGUUUUAAGAUGGGUUCCACUGGUCGUUCCACUCGUUGUACCAAUUCUGGUUCCAAGUCUGACUCCAAUUCUGGUUCCAAGUCUGACUCCAAUUCUGGUUCCAACUGCCGUUCCAAUGGGCGUUCCAGUAGCCGUUCCGGUCCCAUUCCCGGCUCCGGCUUUACCAUGAUUAUGACUGUCAAAUCCCGCUAUAUAUGGACAAGACUUCUAAAGAGAGUCAGAGAGGGAAGACAGAUCCGUCGUCGAGUGAUGUAACUAUUUAACGAUUUAUCAGUAUCAAUGAACAUUGGACUGGAGUGAUUAUUACACCGCAUAAGGUGGGUUACUUUGUAUGCUAAUUCAAAGACUUCUAUUUUAUAUGUUAUUUGUACUCUGAAACAAAAGCCAUCGUUCUACAAGAACCUGAAUACAGUUUUAAUAAAUUCAUUAAACUGUAUUUUUAUUGUUCAUGUAAUUAAUUCAUUUUAUGUCCUCUUGAGUUACUUGGGUGUGAUAAUUGGUUGCGAGAGUUGAUUGUAUGUCCUCUUGGGUUGACUUGGGUGUGACAAUUUGAAUGAAAAAAAAAACUCUAACGAACAUAACACUGAAAAUCUCAUCAAAAUCAGAUGUAAAAUAAGAAAGUUAUGACACUUUUAAGUUUUGCUUAAUUUAACGUAAUAUUUAUAUGCACAUCCCGGUCGGUAUGCAAAUGAGGGAACUGAUGACAUCACUCACUCACUUUUUCUUUUGUAUUUUAUUACGUGAAAUAUUUAAUAUUAUAAUUUACUCAUUGUCCUGUGAAACAAAGUUUUAUUUCUCCUUGAACAUGUUGAGUUACCAUUGUAUUAUGAUUCAGUCAAGUUGAUCCUUAUCAUGCUUAUUAUCAAAUCUGUAGGAAUUGAAAUAUUGUAUGAUUCAAACAAUAAAAAACAAAAGAAUAAGUGAGUGAGGGACAUCAUCCAUCGAUUCUCUCAUUUCCGCGUAACUAAAUUGUGCAUAUAACUAUUUUGUGAAAAAUAAGCGAAAAUUUAAGAUGUCAUAACUUUCUUAUUUCACAUCCGAUUUUUAUGAAAUUUUCAGCAUUAUGCUUGUCUGAUUUUUCUCUAUUGAUUUAAACCAACAUUUUUCUGAGGUGGACUUGACCUUUAAAGGUAUCCCGAUUUCCGACAAAGGCACCUGCUUUCUGGGUUUUUACGCACUCUUCCAUGUAUAAUUUACAUACUGUAUUUUACAUUCAUUGUUUUCUCUACUAUAUUAAUGAUAUCAGUAAUGUGUAUAUUAUAUAUGAAAAUUGAUUAAAUGUCAAUUGGAAUAAAAUAGAUGUUUCAUUAAAUUGAAAUGAAGUU
Molecule: messenger RNA, 5416 nt
Organism: Lytechinus pictus (painted urchin)
Lineage: Eukaryota; Metazoa; Echinodermata; Echinoidea; Temnopleuroida; Toxopneustidae
Product: N-acetyllactosaminide beta-1,6-N-acetylglucosaminyl-transferase-like
Exons: 2
Coding region: 215-1687 (490 amino acids)
Cellular component (GO): membrane
Molecular function (GO): acetylglucosaminyltransferase activity
Source: RefSeq, a predicted model, not a curated record